UGUAAAAGGCUAACUUUUAAUAGUUUAACUUAUUUUUGCUUAAACCUUGCGUCCCUGUGGAUACUUUUGUGCAUAUGUAUGUUUUUGACUCGCCUGCAUUUUGUUCCGACUAUAUUUUGACAAGAAACUUAUCUUCAGUGGAUAUUUUAAUUGUAAGUACUGACUUUUUCUCUGCAAUUAAUAACACCAAAGUAUUAUAAAGUUUUUAAUUUUUAAAAUUUAAAAAGUUAAAAUUCUUUAUAUCGUCAUAAGUUUUAGCAUGAAUAAUCAAAGACCUCCACGAUUGAACCAGCUGUCUAGAGCUGCUGAGGGAAAAAGAGCGAUGAUUCGGAAAAAAAACGAAAGCAAAAACAAACGAACGCUUUUAGAUUCCGUUCGUUGGACAAAAAUCGAAGAUAAAUGCAAGCAGUUCAAUGAUAUUGAGAUCGGUAUCAAUGACUCUAAUGAGUUGCCAGACCAUAUUUCCGACAAACUUUUUCUCGCCGAUGACAUUGAUGACUCCCUAAAAACAUCAUCACAUUUAAAAAAGAAUCAGUUGGAUUUUGGACUUGAUUGUCACAAUGACCAACAAAUUUAUAAAAGUGAUCUUUCUAUACCAAACUCUAACGAUCCUGCAGUAUGGAAAUCAAUAUCAGACACUGAUCGAACGAAUAUAAUUCUGAUGGGACCUUCUUUAAAUCCUAGCAAUUUUCCAAGAGAUCAAAAAGAACGCAAAUUCCCUACUUAUAUCUUUUUAGAAGAACAAAGAAACGGAGAAAAUGUUAGAAGAGAUUGGCUCGUUUGGAGUAAGGCUGUAGCAUCACUCUUUUGUUUCCCUUGCUCCCUUUUUGGAUUGCCUACCUUAACCAGACCCGGUGUUCAAUCCAGUUUGUUGUCUUGGAAUGGAGGUAUACAUGGAAAUUGGAGAAAACUUUCAGAUCGCGUUAAAAGUCAUCAACAAAGCGAUUUUCACCGUAACUGUUAUCUCCAAUGGAAAACAGCUACGAUUCACAAAAAUCCAUUGAGCAUCAGUUAG
This is a messenger RNA of Hydra vulgaris (swiftwater hydra), 1015 nucleotides long. RefSeq names its product zinc finger MYM-type protein 1-like. The record is from RefSeq and is a predicted model, not a curated record. Lineage: Eukaryota; Metazoa; Cnidaria; Hydrozoa; Anthoathecata; Hydridae.